This is a messenger RNA of Iphiclides podalirius (scarce swallowtail), 201 nucleotides long. NCBI's taxonomy places the organism in Eukaryota, Metazoa, Arthropoda, Insecta, Lepidoptera, Papilionidae. The record is from the annotation of a GenBank genome assembly.
AUGGACAAGAGGCAACUGAUCGGUAGUGCGACCCGAUACAUCGCUGGAAGGCACGCGGUCCAGACAGUGUACUGGAGGAAAUCAGCGGACGGAAAGAACGGCCUGUUGAAGACUUCAAAGUUGACCUUUUUCGGGAAGAACGAGGGCCCCAACAAAGUGGACAGCGGUGAAAUGUUCGCCCGUGUACGCGACAAAUACAUG